AUGUGUUCUAAUUUCUUGCCGUUUUAUUGCUCUCUCCUUGUUCUCCUAGCCGUCACCACUCCGACAAUCGCCGCCGAGGAAUUCCAGGUCGGUGGCGCUGUGGGCUGGCGCCGCCCGGACCUUAACCACACUCAAAUCUACGAUCAGUGGGCUUCCCACCGGAGAUUUCACGUCGGAGAUUCCAUACGUUUCGAGUACAAGAAUGAUACGGUGGUGGAGGUGGAGAAAUGGGCGUACUACCAUUGCGACACGAGCCGCCCAAUCUCCGCCGUCUCCAGCGACGGCAACACCACCGUGAAUCUGGACAAAGCCGGCGCUUUCUACUUCGUCAGCGGCGAUUACGAGCAUUGCAAGGAUGGGCAGCGUUUACACUUGGACGUUUUCCCGUUGCAUCAAGAUGCCAUUCCAAAACCGCCGCCGCAUUCAAACUCCGAUCCGAUUCCAUUAUUUCCGAUCAAAUUCUUCUCCCUACUGUUAUUGACUUUCAACGCCGCUUUCCUGCAGUAG
Messenger RNA from Ipomoea triloba (trilobed morning glory), 507 nucleotides. Its product is annotated as stellacyanin. The record is from RefSeq and is a predicted model, not a curated record. Gene Ontology annotation, molecular function: electron transfer activity. The transcript has 2 exons. NCBI's taxonomy places the organism in Eukaryota, Viridiplantae, Streptophyta, Magnoliopsida, Solanales, Convolvulaceae. The coding region runs from base 1 to 507 and encodes 168 amino acids. Gene Ontology annotation, cellular component: plasma membrane.